Messenger RNA from Botrytis cinerea B05.10, 1340 nucleotides. It is a transcript of the gene Bcsec65, whose product is annotated as Bcsec65. Gene Ontology annotation, cellular component: signal recognition particle, endoplasmic reticulum targeting. Gene Ontology annotation, molecular function: 7S RNA binding. The transcript is spliced from 2 exons. Bases 183 to 1034 code for a protein of 283 amino acids. NCBI's taxonomy places the organism in Eukaryota, Fungi, Ascomycota, Leotiomycetes, Helotiales, Sclerotiniaceae. The record is from RefSeq and is a predicted model, not a curated record. Gene Ontology annotation, biological process: SRP-dependent cotranslational protein targeting to membrane, signal sequence recognition; SRP-dependent cotranslational protein targeting to membrane.
GUGCUUGCUAAAGUGCUAAAGUGCUCGGAGGGUAUUUCACGUGAUGAUCGCCGCUUCACCCAGAAUACUAAAGGUUUUGAGUUCAAGCUUUCUAGACCCCACCCCCACAUCCCUAGGACACCGACCUUUUUACCUACCUACACAUCUCCUGAGUCAGGAUUGGCGAUCAAACCACAAGCAAGAUGUCGCACGCAAGAAUUGAAGAGGUCGAAGACAGCGACAAUGAAUAUGGCGCCAGUGAUCCAUCUGAAGGCGACAUCUCAGAUGUGGCCUCGGAUUUCUCAGACCGUGAUAUUAUCAAGAAGAGGACACCGGCAGCACCGCCAGCUACAAAACGCGCACCACCCCCCAAUGCCCAAUCUUCUCAAAUGAACCCAGCGAACAUUCCAUUUUCUGGCUCUCAAAUUACCACCGGCGCAGAUGGCACACAAUUUCGCUCGACAGAAGACAGCUCCAAAUACAAAGAUUUUCAAUGCAUCUAUCCCAUAUACUUCGAUGCUACCAGAAGCCGAGCAGAAGGUAGAAGAGUCGGUAUGGAAUUGGCUGUCAAGAAUCCCGUCGCCCGAGAAAUUGUUGCUGCAUGCUCUAGACUUCGAAUUGAAACACUAUUUGAGCCAGUCAAGACUCAUCCCAAGGAUUGGGCAAAUCCAGGUCGAGUUAAGGUCAAUAUUAGAGGGGGAAACACAACCAUCAAGAAUAAGCACCACCUCUACACAAUGAUCGCGAAACAUCUGAAAGAAAACCCAACCACAGAACGAACAGCCAUGCAACCCCAACUUGCUGGUAUACCACCACCUGAUCCUAGCAAACCAUUACCCAGACCUGCAGUGCCAAAAGGAUGGAAGAUGGGAGAAAUACUGCCAUACUAUAGUGCAGCAUUAUCUGGCGGCGGUAUUAGUGAGAACCUGUUCAAGGAUAUGUUGGCUGAAAUGGGAGGGCAAAUGCCUGGAAUGGCUGGAAUGAUGGAUGGACCAUCGAGUAGCGCGGCCUCGGAAUCAAAGAAGAAGGACAAGAAGAAGAAGAUCAAGGGUUGAAAUAUCUCAUCUUGCUAUGGGGGAUGGCAUCUAACAAAAUAUUUGGAGGUUAAAGCGCAACAGCUUUUGAUCUCUUACAACACAAGAGCAAUCUGGGCUCGCAUCCGCAAGGGAAGCCUUUUGGUAGCAAAGGUAGUCAUCCAGCAGGAGCCAUUAUAUAUCCGUCUUGCGACUGGAGCAUAGUCAAUUAUAAUUCAUCCUGUUAUUCAUAAGUCUGUGGCUAUCAUGUUUAUGUUGGCAACCGAGAACUUCUGUCGUACCAUCAAGUUUUAAAAUCUCUACAGAAUCAAUGUUCCCAUAUCCCUA